AUGCAGCUUCGAGGUGGACUAAUUUUCUCCGACAAAUUCCUUCAAAUUGCCACUUAUCUGCCAUCCGAUGCAAUGUACGGUUGGGGAGAGAAUGUUCACUUAUCGCUGAAGCACGAUUUUUCUACAUAUACGACAUGGGGUAUGCUAGCAAGAGAUGAACCUCCUAGUUCAUAUGGAUUGGUAACUAAAAAUCUCUAUGGUGUUCAUCCUUUCUACAUGAUCAUGGAACCAGAUGGUAAUGCACAUGGAGUACUCAUUUUGAAUAGCAAUGCUCAGGAAGUGACAACCGCUCCGGGACCAGCGCUGAUCUAUCGUACGAUCGGGGGUAAUCUAGACCUGUAUUUCUUCCCAGGUCCUACUCCGGAAGAAGUCACACAGCAAUAUCUCGCCCUGAUCGGCACCCCAUUCCUA
Molecule: messenger RNA, 411 nt
Organism: Cylicostephanus goldi
Lineage: Eukaryota; Metazoa; Nematoda; Chromadorea; Rhabditida; Strongylidae
Source: the annotation of a GenBank genome assembly